This is a messenger RNA of Camelus dromedarius (Arabian camel), 1930 nucleotides long. RefSeq names its product apolipoprotein H (gene APOH). Gene Ontology annotation, cellular component: plasma membrane. Lineage: Eukaryota; Metazoa; Chordata; Mammalia; Artiodactyla; Camelidae. The record is from RefSeq and is a predicted model, not a curated record. Gene Ontology annotation, biological process: negative regulation of complement activation, classical pathway; T cell mediated immunity. The transcript has 12 exons. The coding region runs from base 679 to 1839 and encodes 386 amino acids.
CGCGGCGCGGGCGCCGGAGGAGUCAGCGUCUCCGCGUUUUCGGAGCAGCCCGGGAAAGUCAUACUGCCCGGAGGGACAGGCGAAAUGGAUGCCUAUUUGUUGGGAAAGAGUCCACCUGGGGUCCAGCUGCAGCCGUCUGAGGUGCCGGAGCUGUUCCUCAUCUAUGCAGGACCAGGCAGGGGCUCUGAGUGAACGGACCCCUGAACUGGAAAAUCUCCACUGACAAACGAGGGUGCUGGGGCCAGAGGUCCUCAAACAACGUAAAGUGGAGAGUCAAUGUGAUUUCUCCUGGGGCACCCAGCUAAUUACAGCCGAAAAUGUUUUGCCUCAGGUUACAGGAACCAACCCUCACCUUGAUGGGUGCAUGUGACAUCCAGAACCAACCAGAGCGACUCAGAAGUUAAGGUGAAAACCUGAAACCUUUCCAUCCGCAUUUCUCCUUCAAUGCGCUCAAUGACUAAGAUGCUUUGCAGCCUUACAACAGAUAUGUCAGCUUGAAAGAAAAGGAAACUACAUGUUAUCGGUGAAUCUGUACAGAUGGGGACCUUCUGGUACUUGAGCAUAGGACAUCUGACGCAUUGAUAUUCAUGCGAAGAAGAAUGUUAAUGACAGCUAAAUUUUAUCAAGCACUCAGUUUAAACCAGGCACUUUUUGUUAUUGGAGUGUGAGCUGAACCAUAUGGAGAGGAAGACAGAUCAGACUACACAUCAGACACAUGGUGCUAAAGUGAUAUGGAAAAAUACAUCACAGACUGGAAGGAGAGGAAAGCUACUGUGGUUGUGUCUGUGUGCAGCACCCACAAUGAUUUCCCCAGUGCUCAUCUUGUUCUCGAGUUUUCUCUGCCAUGUUGCUAUCGCAGGACGAACCUGUCCCAAGCCGGAUGAAUUACCAUUUGCCACCGUCGUUCCAUUAAAACAGUCCUAUCUGCCGGGGGAGGAGAUAGUGUACUCCUGCCAGCCGGGCUAUCAGUCCCGCGGAGUGGUGCGGCGGUUCACCUGCCCGCUCACAGGGCUGUGGCCCGUCAACACGCUGAGAUGCUUACCCAGAGUAUGUCCUUUUGCUGGAAUCUUAGAAAACGGAGCUGUACGCUAUACAACUUUUGAAUAUCCCAACACGAUCAGUUUUACUUGCAACACCGGGUUUUAUCUGAAAGGAGCUAAUUCCGCUAAAUGCACUGAGGAAGGAAAAUGGAGUCCGGACCUUCCUGUCUGCGCUCCUAUAACCUGCCCUCCACCAUCCAAACCUAAGUUUGCAAAACUUAGUGCUUAUAAGCCAUUGGCUGGAAACAACUCCCUCUAUGGAGGCAAGGCAGUCUUUGAAUGCUUGCCACACCAUGCAAUGUUUGGAAAUGACACGGUUACCUGCACGCAACAUGGAAAUUGGACUGAACUACCAGAAUGUAGGGAAGUAAAAUGCCCAUUCCCAUCAAGACCAGACAAUGGAUUUGUGAACUAUCCUGCACAGCAAGUACUUUAUUACAAGGAUAAAGCCACGUAUGGUUGCCAUGAUACAUACACCCUGGAUGGACCAGAAGAAGUAGAAUGUAACAAAUUCGGAAACUGGUCAGCACACCCAAGUUGUAAAGCAUCUUGUAAAUUAUCUGUUAAAAGAGCUACUGUGAUAUUUGAAGGAGAGAGAGUAACUCUCCAACAAAAAUUUAAGGAUGGAAUGCUGCAUGGCCAAAAAAUUUCUUUCUUCUGCAAAAAUAAGGAAAAGAAGUGUAGCUAUACAGAGGAUGCAGAGUGCAUAGACGGCACCAUUGAGAUCCCCAAAUGCUUCAAGGAGCACAGUUCUUUGGCUUUCUGGAAAACGGAUGCAUCAGAUGUAAAGCCAUGCUAAGCUGGUUUUCAGAUUCAAAAUUAAAUGUCAUACUUGUAUGUGUUUGUCCAAGGCACCUAAUGGAACGGGAAAAAUAAAGUGACUGAAUUUA